AACUAUAGCGUCGAUCGCCGCCAUUGGUAACGAUCAAAACAAACAAAGUGACUGUGAAAGCGGCCCUAUAUAUAGACCAUUCAUUCUGGGGGGAGCUACUCUUCAAAUACUGCUGCCGUCUAAGGGUUAAUGAACAAAAGUAUUCCACUGAAAGGCAGAGGUUCUAGAAUGCAUGAAGAGGACAAUGUGCCCCGAGGAAUGGUGGCGUAGUCAGCUGUUGUUGCAGAUCGGCGCAGCGUUGUUGGUGUUAGGGCCGGCGGGGGGGCUGGUGCGGCGGGCAGAGGCAGUGGUGGCCUAUAGCACACAGAAUGAGCCCUCCAUCUCCCUGGAAGAGCUCCCCAAUCAAAAGCUAGAGACUUUCCCGGAACUAUGGCGUGGGAUAUUUCUUUGGGGAUUCUUCUCCAUACUGUUAAUUCACAUUGUGUCUGCCAUCAUUGCCUUCCUGAUGCUGAGACGACAUAAGUAUGGAAGGUUCUCGGCAGCGUGCGUGCUGCUGUUCGGCAUGUGCACCGCCUUUGUGAUGUGUGCGGCCACUAGCGCUGCCGUCGGCUUCGUGCUGUACCAGGCCAAGAUUACGCUGCAGCCCAUACAGGCCAUGAUGUGUGGCAUAGCACAGACUGCCCUCCUCAUUCUCUUCUCCUUCUCUAAAGUUAUCAUGCCCACCCUGUAAUGGGAAUGUCUUUUCCUUGGGGUGUGAGUUACCAAGUACCAAGGUAUUAUUUACAGGUUCACUGAUGUGGGCAAAAUCUCUCUCUUCUAUGGAGUACAAUGUUAUGAAUCAAUUUGAAGGCCACCUAUGAUAACAGCUCAAGAGAAUGGAAAAUUAGAAUAUGUUUGUACUUGGCAACUCGGCCUCCAAGUAAAAACAGUCCAAUUACUGUAUUUUUAAAGUAAAAGUUGGCUCUUCACAAGGCCAUGACAUGUUUAAUAUUACUGAGAAAUAAAUGUUACCCCACAAGAAA
Molecule: messenger RNA, 962 nt
Organism: Eriocheir sinensis (Chinese mitten crab)
Lineage: Eukaryota; Metazoa; Arthropoda; Malacostraca; Decapoda; Varunidae
Product: transmembrane protein 170A-like
Exons: 3
Coding region: 173-670 (165 amino acids)
Source: RefSeq, a predicted model, not a curated record